GAUAUGCUGUGUAUCAAUAAAAACUUGAACGAGGAUCCAUCAGAGGACACAGCCAGCCAGCGGGUUAAAGGUAGGGGCCUGGCGGUAGGGCACACACCUUUGGUGCCAGCGCUGGAGAGAGAGUUCAAAGCCACCCUGGACCACACGGGAUGGACUCAGUUUAGGAGAGAACCGGAGCCCCAGGGUGGUGGCACACCCUCAAUCCUCGUAUUUGGGCGUCACGUGAUCGCCACUCCCAGCACGACGGCGGAAGUGACGUGGCCCAGAGGGGUAUAUAAGGCGGGAAGAGACAGGAACUCGAGGACUUUUGGACUGAGGACUCCCAGGCGUCCAGUCGGAGGACUGGUGGAGUAGGGGAGGUGAGAAGUGGCUGGGGCUUGUUCGUUUGUCUCUCUGGCCCUUCAGUGUUCACCCCAGAUAUCUGGCUCCGGGUUCUUGCUAAGACCAGUUAGGAUCGGAGCACCCUCUUGGAUCGGACCUUUGGGGCACCAGUUCCCGAGAAAGCCGCAAAAGCCGCUUGCCUGUGCGGGAGCUGCAGGAGGCCGGACUGUCCACCCCACCUCCUGGGACUUUGAACACCAGGCGGCGGGCGGCGUUGGCGGUGCCAGCUUUGGUGGCACGGACGAGAGGCAGGAGAGGGCCGGCCGGUCUAGAUACCCAACCCACGAUGAGAGAGCUUCGCAUCGUACCCGCAGGGCAGCUAACCUCAUUGGAUUCUCAGCAUCUGAAGAGGACCGCACAGCCAGUGCCCAGAGUCGUGCUGAGGCACACCACCAAGAUGACUCUAAGUGAGCGUUUUGCUCAACUGCGCAAGAACAAACAGCCACAGGCGAUGGCGGGCAGCGUCCGGGCCUCGAAGAGGCGGCAGCAGCAGCUGGCCAGUGCCAGAAACAGAAGACUGGCCCAGCAGAUGGAGAAGAGACCCUCUGUCCAGGCAGCGUUCAAUCCUCGGCAGAGCUUGGAGGGGCGCCUGGGUGAGAGGAGCAUCCAAGUCCGUUUAGGACGUCCCAUGGGUGCCUUUGCCAGGGGAGCGAAUGGAGGAAGAGGCGCAGGCAUCAUCCAGAGAGACGUGCCCCAAGGAGGAGGAGUGGGUGGGGGACCUGCCGCCAGGACCCUGCCCGGGGGCGGGAUGCCACCCCCAGGUCGGGCCGUGUUUUGUGGUGGAAGAGGGGCUUUUGGAGGCCGAGGCCGAGGCCGAGGACGUGGCCGUGGCCGUGGCCACCGCCGAGGGAGAGGGAGAGGGAGAGGUGCCCUCCCUCGCCCGGUACUGACCAAGGAGCAGCUGGACGCCGAACUGGAUGCAUACAUGUCGGAAGGGAAAGCGGCCCUGGAUGCUGAAAUGGAUACCUACGACGACGUGGCAGAGGCGGCUCCUGAGACCUGUGGCUGAAGCCCGCCUCUGGGACUCUUGUUCAAGUCACCACAUCUCUGCCGAAAUCCCCUGGAGAGAAGAGGAGGAGAGACCCGACCCGUGCUGCCAGGAACUCUCACAACAGGCGCGUUUAUUCGAUGUAAUUCUUGACUGUA
Messenger RNA from Peromyscus californicus insignis, 1527 nucleotides. Its product is annotated as chromatin target of PRMT1 protein-like. Lineage: Eukaryota; Metazoa; Chordata; Mammalia; Rodentia; Cricetidae. The transcript has a single exon. Bases 668 to 1390 code for a protein of 240 amino acids. The record is from RefSeq and is a predicted model, not a curated record.